AUGUCACAAUUCUCUGAUUCACGCUAUAACGCUAAUAACUACAAUACCUAUAGGCCUUCAUACCCAGAAUCAUUUUAUGAGAAGUUGAAAGAGUAUGAACAAACAUCCCUAUCGUUACAUGACGGUAGGUUGAAGACAUUAUUGGAUAUUGGAUGUGGUACUGGGAUUGCUACUUAUCAAUUAUCCAAGAAUUUAAAAGAUUUUGAUCAACUUAUUGGGAUAGAUGCAUCAGAUACUAUGAUAAAGACAGCAACUGAGGCCUAUGGUUCUAUAAAGUCACUAUCUUUUGAGAUUUCUGGAUAUGACAAAAUUGAUGAUAAAUUUGCAUCUGAGAGUAUUGACAUGAUUACCUGCUUUCAAGCAUGUCAUUGGUUCGAUUUUGACAAGUUUGUUAAUGUCAGUUGGAAAUUACUCAAAGUCGAUGCCCCUUUGGCAAUUGUAGGGUACAUGGAUUCGGUGAUUUUAGAAUAUCCUGAACUGGAUUCUUUAUUACAUGAGCUGGAAUAUGGACAGGAGAAUCUAGGACCUUAUUGGGACCAACCAGGAAGAACUAUUUUACGUAGUGGGUUAGCUGACUUCCAUCUAGAUGAAACGAAAUUUACUGAUAUCCAAGAAGUAAUAAUUGAUGCAAAAAUGUUAAGAUCAAAAUACUAUGACAGCGAUAACAACCCUUUAAUAGUCUCCAAAAAAAUGGCACUGUCUGAUUUUGCUAAUUACCUAAGGACCUCCAGCAGUUACUUCACCUGGAGACAGAAACAUCAAGAUUCAGAAGAUUUGGUCCAAAUAUAUAUGAAUAAAAUUUUGGAAAAGAUUGAUAGUCUUAAGCUCAGUUCAGAAGUUACAAUAGUUUGGGGGAGUUACUAUAAAAUUGGAAAGAAAAAGCAAUUAUAA
This is a messenger RNA of Vanderwaltozyma polyspora DSM 70294, 891 nucleotides long. It is a transcript of the gene TMT1, whose product is annotated as trans-aconitate 3-methyltransferase. Gene Ontology annotation, molecular function: S-adenosylmethionine-dependent methyltransferase activity. The record is from RefSeq and is a predicted model, not a curated record. Lineage: Eukaryota; Fungi; Ascomycota; Saccharomycetes; Saccharomycetales; Saccharomycetaceae. The transcript has a single exon. Bases 1 to 891 code for a protein of 296 amino acids.